Molecule: messenger RNA, 387 nt
Organism: Triticum turgidum subsp. durum (durum wheat)
Lineage: Eukaryota; Viridiplantae; Streptophyta; Magnoliopsida; Poales; Poaceae
Source: the annotation of a GenBank genome assembly
AUGUGCACGGAACUCGCUCAAUUGUACACGGAACUCGCUCAAUUGUACGAGAAGUACAAGGACCAGGGUUUUGAGAUCCUUGCUUUCCCAUGCAACCAGUUUGGUGGGCAGGAACCCGGCACUAAUGAGGAAAUUGUUCAGUUUGCUUGCACUCGCUUUAAGGCCGAGUAUCCAAUUUUUGACAAGGUUGAUGUCAAUGGUGACAAUGUUGCACCUGUCUACAAGUUUCUGAAGUCCAGAAAAGGCAGUCUCUUCGGGGACAACAUCAAAUGGAACUUCUCCAAGUUCUUGGUUGACAAGGAGGGGCAUGUUGUGGAUCGCUACGCGCCAACCACCUCCCCCCUCAGCAUCGAGAAGGACAUCAAGAAGCUGCUCGCGAGUUCUUAA